Oppiella nova is the source of this 282-nucleotide messenger RNA. The record is from the annotation of a GenBank genome assembly. Lineage: Eukaryota; Metazoa; Arthropoda; Arachnida; Sarcoptiformes; Oppiidae.
AUGCCUUACGUGAUGACCAAUGGAAUCGAAUUAAAGAUAUCUUACCCGGGAGGAAAGCAUCUGUUGGUAUACAGAGCUGGUAUAGCUUGGAGGGAUUUACCUAAGCGUUUUGGAGAUUUCCGAGUGAUUCACCUACGUCAUUCAAGAUGGAGCAAGAAGGAUGCUGAUAACGAGUAUUCGAUGAUUGAUUCAACGAUUGUUAGGGCUCAUCAAUAUAGCGCUGGUGCUAAAAAAAAGAGUUGCCUGAUAACCAAGCCAUUGGUCGGAGCAAAGGAGGAUUAA